AUGAGGACAGCAUCAAGAGCAAGAGCCCCCGCCGCCUUCCAUCCCGAGCGGGUCAUCGCCCAUUGCUUCAAGCAGUUCAGGCAGAAGGACUUCCACCUGCCCCCGAGCCGCCGGCGGAUCAUCGUGGUGCCGGGCAAGCAGGACCAGGUGCCCGCUAGCCCCACUCCCCAGCCCCCUGCUCCCCCGAGGCCUCUCCCCAGCUUCAAAACCUUGGAAGUGAAAGACAUUCAAGAGUGGCGGGUGGACAGGACCAUCUGGCUGAACCAGAGGAUGAAGCUGCGGAGGGAGCUGGAGUCGUGCGGCAACGUGAAGAGGUGGCUGGCUAACAAACAGAGCAUCACGCCUUCGGAGGCCAAGGUCUUACGCUGGAUCCAGGAGGAGCAGGACGCCCAGUGGAUGGACCACUUGACUAUGAUGAGGGCCACCAAGAAAAGAGCCCCCAAAAUCUCCCGCCACGUGGUGCCCCAGCUCCAUCUGCCCAAGCCCUCUGCCCUGUCGGCCUUGUACUCCUUCCUACGCAGCCACAAGGUCAAGGUCCUGGAGGUAUUCGGCAAGAUGGACCGGGGCGAGAGCCAGAGAAUAACCCGGGAGGAGUUCAUCAUGGCUCUGAAGGCAAUCGGAGUCCCCCUGAAGAGCCAGGAAAUGGAGGACAUCGUGAUCUUCCUCAGCUCUCUCGGGAAAUACAAUGCCAUCACCACAGAUGUCCUUGUCAACGCUUACAAGCACUGGUCCCUGACCCAGCAGAGGAGUUCCAUACCCAUGGCCAGAAAGGAUCACAUCCCGGCCAAGCACAAACCUUCCCUAAAGACUUCACCCAAGAAGCCAACGGUGGAUCCAACCCCAGAGCCUCCCAAGAUGGACCUGUUGACAGUGCCCGAGGUCAACACACAGUUGGAGUUUCGGCCCCUGACCCUGGAGGAGAUGGAGGACGUGGGCAAGCGGUACCGCGAGCGGAAGCGGCGGCACAAGCUGUCCAUCCCCUCCAUCCAGUACACGGAGAGCUGUCGCCUGGUGCGCUGCGGGGACAAGCACUUUGAUGAGCACUGCCUCCCAUCCACCGUGGAGGGGGAGAUGAAGGAGAUCAUUGGCAAGGCUCGCACCGACACCUUCCUGGUCUACCUGCAGUGCUGGAAGCUCUGUGAGGCCUACGGCCUCCCGCUGACGGAGGACAUCCUCGUGAAAGCGCUGCUGUACCCAGGGGACAAGAUCAUUUUCCAGGAUGACAAAGUGCGCCCCAUCAAGCAGCCUGGGGGUUACUACUCUGACUGGAAGCUCUUCCCCCAAAAUCUCUCCUUGCUCAGGACCCAGGGCCUCACCAAGAAGGCUGACAAGAAAACAUCAAAGAAAGUCAAGAAGAUGCACUUUAAGGACUUUGAGGAAUUUGCUUGGACACUGAAGGCAAAGAGUGUCAGUGGCUCCCACCUCACUCACCCCAAUUCCUUCUGGCCCGGUCACCUUCUGGAUAAGCUGCGGCUCUACCUGCCCACUGUGGCCGCAGACCAGAGCCUGGCUCUGUUCAGCCGCAUCCAGUACAAGCGCCACGCCUACCCAGCCAUCUACCACCCUGACCGCUGGUGGCCGAUGAGUGGGAAGUACAUGACCCAAGCCCAUUAUGAUGCUAACAAGGUGUACUCCAUCGACUAG
Castor canadensis (American beaver) is the source of this 1644-nucleotide messenger RNA. Lineage: Eukaryota; Metazoa; Chordata; Mammalia; Rodentia; Castoridae. The record is from RefSeq and is a predicted model, not a curated record.